AUCAACGCAAGAUUGAACCCCGCGUACGUCACAACGCCCGCCGUUAGAGGGGAUUAACCACACUUUGGAGAUGUUUUCUGCAAGAGGAAGUGGUUGGUGUGUGGCAAUGAGGGGGUAUACGCCCUUGUCGAUUCCGCCGUGCCAGUCCACUGCAAGCGGAAGACGCUAAACACACUCCAACCUGCAUGACGUCUCGCCGGUUCCCACCCCGCCAAGGCUCGAUACUUGGCUGUCCGUCAUGGUCUGCGAUACCAUGUCCCGCCUGCGUCUCCAGCUGGGUGUUUAAAGGGCUUCCAUUCCCCAGAUCUAGAUUGCUUGUCCAAUCCAACCUUCUUCUUAGCAUUCGAAUGAACCAAAAUCAUUCGCCAUGGGAGAGAAGCAACCAUCACUCGAAGGCCACAAGUCUGGCCAGUCCAAUGAACCUCUAUCAGCACCAGCCCACGCACUUUCGUUUCAGAAGGUGAUCGAGGAGACAAAGUGCAACCCCGACGAUGGACUUACCACCGCAGAGGCAAAGUCUCGCCUUGACAGGCUUGGAAGCAACGAUCUUGGAGAUGAUGGCGGUGUCCAGCCAGCAAAGAUUCUGCUUCGACAAGUAGCCAACUCUAUGACAUUGGUGCUGAUUGCUGCCAUGGCUGUUAGUUUCGCAAUUGAGUCGUGGAUUGAAGGUGGUGUCGUAACUGCCAUCAUUCUUCUUAACGUUGUCAUUGGUUUCUUCCAAGAAUUCAACGCAGAGAAGACAAUGGACUCUCUCCGAUCUCUGAGUUCUCCAACUGCCACAGCCAUCCGAGACGGAAAAACUGUCACCGUUCCUACCAUUGAAGUGGUCGUCGGCGAUUUAGUCGAACUCAAGACUGGUGACACUAUUCCUGCCGAUAUUCGCAUCAUUGAGGCAGUCAACUUCGAAACCGAUGAGGCUCUCCUGACUGGUGAAUCGCUCCCAGUUUCGAAGGACUCUGAUGCUACUUUCUCCGAAGAGACUGGACCCGGCGAUCGUCUGAACGUCUGCUUCAGCUCAGCCACCGUUACCAAGGGCCGCGCCCGUGGCGUUGUCUUCGCGACUGGAAUGUAUACUGAAAUCGGUUCUAUUGCUAUGUCUCUUCGCCAGAAGAACUCUCGCGUACGUCCGGUGAAGCGAAAGGAGGACGGUAGUCGACCAAAGCCUCACCGUUACGCUCAGGCCUGGGGUCUGACUGCUGGUGACGUUGUUGGUGCUUUCCUUGGUGUCAACGUCGGCACUCCUCUCCAGAAGAAGCUUGCGCGCCUUGCUAUCCUUCUCUUCGGUACUGCCAUCAUCUGCGCUAUCAUCGUCCUGGGUGCCAACUCGUUCUCCAGCAACCGCGAAGUUAUCAUCUACGCUGUUGCUACCGGUCUGUCCAUGAUUCCCGCUUCGCUUACAGUCGUCUUGACUAUUACUAUGGCUGCUGGUACUAAGCGCAUGGUUCAGCGUCACGUUAUUGUCCGCAACCUGAAGUCUCUUGAGGCUCUUGGUGGUGUGACUGAUAUCUGCUCUGAUAAGACCGGUACCCUCACCCAAGGCAAGAUGGUCGCGAAGAGGGCCUGGAUUCCAGCUAAGGGCACAUACUCCGUUGGUGUUACCGACGAGCCUCACAACCCUACUGUUGGCUCGUUGAGCUUCACAUCAAAGGAGCCCCGCCACAUCGACCCCGAUCAGGACGAGAAGACACACACUUACGAGGAGCUGAUUGAAGAUAACCCCCAUCUCAUUGAAUAUUUAAAGGUCGCAUCUCUUGCCAACUUGGCAAAUGUCCACCAAACUGAGGGCACAUGGAAUGCUCGUGGUGAUCCCACUGAGAUCGCCAUUCAGGUUUUCGCAUCUCGCUUCGACUGGAACCGCCUGCAAUUUACUCAGGGAGAUUCACCCAAGUGGAAGCAGCUUGCUGAGUUUCCCUUUGAUUCCGAUGUCAAGAAGAUGUCCGUCAUCUUCGAGGAAGUCGCCUCUUCCAAGAAAGAGGUAUUCACCAAGGGUGCCGUCGAGCGUGUCAUCUACUCUUGCGAUACUGUCUACAAUGCCGAGAGCAACGACGUUGUCACCCUGGACGAUGACUACCGUGAGGAAAUUCUUGCCAACAUGGAGGCGCUCGCAUCUUACGGUCUCCGUGUCUUGGCCUUUGCAAGCAAGGACUACGACGGCCCACUCCCCACAAAGGGCGAAGAACUCGACAGGAAGAACAUCGAAGAGAAGCUCGUCUUCCGCGGACUCGUUGGCCUCUACGACCCCCCUCGCCCAGAAACUGCUGGCUCUGUCCGCCAGUGCCAGAAGGCUGGUAUCGAAGUCCACAUGCUUACUGGUGACCACCCUGGAACCGCGCGCGCGAUUGCCGCCGAAGUUGGUAUCCUGCCAUCGAACAUGUCUACUCUCGCCAAGGACGUUACCGACGCUAUGGUCAUGACUGCCACCCAAUUCGACAAGCUCUCCGACGACGAAGUCGACGCUCUUCCGCUACUCCCUCUCGUCAUCGCUCGCUGCGCUCCAAACACCAAGGUUCGCAUGAUCGACGCUCUGCACCGCAGGAAGGCUUUUGCCGCUAUGACUGGUGACGGCGUUAAUGAUUCUCCGUCUCUCAAGCGCUCAGACGUCGGUAUUGGUAUGGGUACUGGAUCUGACGUUGCCAAAGAUGCCUCCGAUAUUGUUUUGACCGACGACAACUUUGCAUCUAUCCUGAACGCUAUCGAAGAGGGCCGCCGCAUGUUCGACAACAUCCAGAAAUUCAUCCUGCAUUUGCUCGCCCAGAACAUUGCUCAGGCCUGCGUCUUGCUCAUUGGUCUUGCAUUCAAGGAUGAGACUGGCCUUUCCGUGUUCCCAGUAUCUCCCGUUGAAGUCAUGUGGAUUAUUAUGGUCACUUCUUCGCUUCCUGAUAUGGGUCUUGGUUUUGAGAUUGCCGCUCCCGAUAUUCUGGAUCGUCCUCCCCAGAGCCUCAAGCGCGGUGUCUUCACCAUUGAGGUUAUGAUCGAUAUGUUCUUCUACGGCCUUUGGAUCGCCGCACUCUGCCUUGCUGCCUUCUCCGUCGUCAUGUUUGGUUUCGGUGACGGUAACCUUGGUGUUGGCUGCAACGAAGGUUUCAACGACAGCUGCACGACUGUGUUCCGCGCCCGUGCUACCACAUUUGCUUGCCUAACCUGGUUCUCGGUCUUCCUUGCCUGGCAGAUGAUUGACAUGCGCCGCUCGUUCUUCAUGAUGCAGCCCGGCUCGAAGAAGUACUUCACCCAGUGGUUCCAUGAUGUGUGGCGCAACAAGUUCCUCUUCUUCUCCAUCAUGGGAGCUUUUAUCACCAUUUUCCCAGUCCUGUACAUCCCGGUUAUCAACACCAAGGUGUUCAGGCACUCCGGUAUCAGCUGGGAGUGGGGUGUAGUCUUCAUCGCCACAUUCCUGUUCUUCCUUGGAGUUGAGGCAUGGAAGUAUGGCAAGCGCCAGUACUUCAAGAAGAAGGAUCCCAACAGUGGAAGGAGAGGAUCAGUUGAUCUUGAGGCUCGCGUCUUCGAGCGCUACCUCAGUACAGCGAUCAGCACAGACGAAGACAACGAGAAGAAAUAGAUAAGGCCAUGUGUAUAAACAUGGUCGUGUGAAUGGGUUUUGUUUCGACGCUCCCAGUUGGGAGUAUGCUCUGUUCAUGAUGAUGAAUCUUGGAGCAAUGGCGUUUUCAACUAUGCAUAGCUUGCGAUACCUCGACGCCUGAUACGGCCCUUUUUCAGCAGGAGUUGAAUAGUUUCUUUCCACAGCUAGAUAUCACUCUGCAAUAAUGUCAACACAACAACUUC
Messenger RNA from Boeremia exigua, 3780 nucleotides. Its product is annotated as sodium P-type ATPase-like protein. Lineage: Eukaryota; Fungi; Ascomycota; Dothideomycetes; Pleosporales; Didymellaceae. Gene Ontology annotation, molecular function: ATP binding; P-type calcium transporter activity; ATP hydrolysis activity. Bases 368 to 3556 code for a protein of 1062 amino acids. Gene Ontology annotation, biological process: calcium ion transmembrane transport; intracellular calcium ion homeostasis. Gene Ontology annotation, cellular component: plasma membrane. The record is from RefSeq and is a predicted model, not a curated record. The transcript has 4 exons.